AUGAGCAAAGUGGUUGAGGGGGAUCAAUUCUUCCAGCAACGUCGAAAUGCAGCUGGGAAGCUUGGUUUAUCACCGUUGCAGAAAUGCACCGCUGCAAUAAGAAUGUUAGCGUAUGGCGUAGCCGCAGACGCUGUGGAUGAAUAUUUACGUCUCGGCCAAACAACCUCUAGGCAGGCAUUGCAACAUUUCUGUCAAGGGGUUAUUUCACAAUUUGAAAGUGAAUAUCUACGAAAACCUACAGAUGAAGAUUUAAGGAGAAUCCUUCAUCAAAAUGAUCUGCGUGGUUUUCCAGGGAUGAUUGGUAGUAUAGACUGCAUGCAUUGGGAGUGGAAGAAUUGUCCUACUGCUUGGAAGGCACAAUAUGCUGGUCGUAGCAAGAGUGCAACUCUCAUUCUUGAAGCUGUUGAUGAUCAGGAUCUAUGGAUUUGGCAUGCGUUCUUUGGAAUGCCUGGGUCAUGUAACGAUUUGAAUGUCCUUUACCGUUCACCGGUAUUUGAUGAUGUUUUACAAGGUCAUGCACCACCCAUAAAUUUUACGGUUAAUGGACAUCAAUAUGAGUUGGGCUACUACUUGGCCGAUGGGAUUUACCCGAGAUGGCCAACUUUUAUACAGGGUAUAACACAUCCUCAUGUUAGAAGAGACAAGUUGUUUGCUGAUCAACAAGCAGCAGUUCGGAAAGACGUCGAACGGGCUUUCGGAGUUUUACAAGCUAGGUUCGCUAUACUACGACAACCAGCACUUGCAUACGACGAAGAUAUUCUCUGUGAUAUUAUGAAAGCCUGUAUAAUAAUGCACAACAUGAUCGUCGAGGAUGAACGACACAACUACGCACGUGCAGAUGUUUUGAGACGAUACUACGAAGAAGAUCGACCACAACGUACGGUGAGGCGGGCAGACCCGAGCACAAGUGCCACGGUGUUUAACAACGAGCCAUUUGAAUUCAACGUCGGGCGACCACCCAACAUUGAUUUCAACACGUAUUUGGAGAGAAGGAUUUCCCUUCGUGAUAGAGAAAUUCAUUCAUCUCUGAAACAAGAUUUAGUGGAGCACAUAUGGCAGAACUUUCGUCAUAAUGCGGUUGAAUAA
Messenger RNA from Chenopodium quinoa (quinoa), 1086 nucleotides. Its product is annotated as putative nuclease HARBI1. Bases 1 to 1086 code for a protein of 361 amino acids. NCBI's taxonomy places the organism in Eukaryota, Viridiplantae, Streptophyta, Magnoliopsida, Caryophyllales, Amaranthaceae. The transcript has a single exon. The record is from RefSeq and is a predicted model, not a curated record.